ACAGAAAUAACUCACCAACCGAUCACCAUUGUCAGUCUAACGCAGUAUCCAGAAACAUAUAGUCCGAGCAGCAGUGUCCAGAAACCUAUCACCUGAGAAGCAGUGACCUCUUCGUCAUCCAUGAACAUUAAUUUGAGGAAACCCUAACCCAUUAAUUUGGACGCAUGAUGUUACUUGUAAAUAAGCGGCCAAAUUUGUGUUUUUUUACCUCUCUUGUAUGAAGUUUAAGUCAGGAAUUGUCGAGAUUUUCCAAGUGGGUGUUAAAUUGAUCAUCCUGAGUUAUUAGACUUUACGGAAUCUUUUAUAAUAGGAUAAAUCGGGCAGCUCAAGACAAAUUCCGUCUUAGAAACCUCCAAUUCAUAUAGCAAGGACCUAGUGAAAAGUUUACAUUGGACCUAACCGUGCGACCUUGUUGGGGGUCAGGAGAUAUUAUUUUCGGGACAGUGCGACUAUGCAAAGGUCAUAAAAUAUUUGUAUUCUGGACACCUGUUAAUGAGGUCUUGGUUAGUCAAGGCCUAGUUUUCUCUACUAUUCUUCACAAGUUUUUACAAAAAGAAAAGAAUUUAUCAAAAGCCGUGGGUAGGCCUAUAAAAGUUUGCAGUAGGCCUAGUUAGGAUCGGGCAUAAAGUUAGGUGACGUUGUGCAGACUAUAAAAUUUUGCAGCAUCUUAGGCCUAACCGCUUGACAUUUUCAAAGCCAAUUCUGUAGGCCUAACUGUGCAAAACUGUGAGAUCAACAAUAUAGGCCUAUCAGCUGAAAUCUAAAGGAGAUGCUGCUGCUGUGACUGAAUGUGUAUUGAAUGGAGGGGAGGGGUUGAAUGUGCUAGUUAUUAGGGCGGUAUGACCCGACCUAGAAGGCGAGGCUGCUGUACCAUUAUACAUCUACGUGAAGAUAACGCCAGGUUCAUACUUCUCGCCGUCGUCAUGGUGAUAUAUAUGGCGGCCGGCGCUACGGUUUUUAUGUUUUUAGAACGUGAUAACGAGGUUAAAGAGAAGGAAGAUUAUAACGAGACUCUGACUGCGUUCAAAACGAAAUAUCCGCAAAUCAACGACUCCGACCUAGAUGCCUUGUUGGCGUUACACAGUAAAGCGGAAGCAGCAGGGUAUGUGGGUAAUCGAAGAGAUCGAUGGGAUUGGCCUGGAUCUUUUUAUUUUGUUGGAACCGUCGUAUCAACCAUAGGUUUUGGUAUGACCACACCAAGAACAAUCGGAGGAAAAGUAGUUUUAAUUUUUUAUGGAUUUUUUGGUUGUGCUGGCGCUAUUCUGUUUUUCAAUUUAUUUUUAGAGCGAAUAAUUACUUUCCUAGCCUACAUUCUUCGAGCAAUUCAUAUACGCGAUAUGAAAAGAAAGGGCUUGAUAAGCGAGACUAAAAAUAAUAAAGGGAGACGACCGAGUCAGACUUCCGACGAUGAUCAACUCGAUGCGUGGAAACCGUCUGUGUAUUGGGUGAUGUUAAUUCUAUUACUCGGAGCAUCAAUUGUGGCGCUGUGUGCCUCAGCAGUUUAUCAACCGGUUGAAGAAUGGACGUAUUUCGAAGCCAUUUACUUUUGUUUUGUGACUUUCGCAACUAUCGGAUUCGGGGAUUACGUUGUUAGUCAGAGAGAAUCAUACGCUAAUGUCGAUUUAUAUCGUUUUGCAAACUUCAUCUUCAUUGUUAUCGGUUGUUGCUGUAUUUAUAGCUUAUUCAAUGUUACGUCGAUUGUGAUCAAACAAGUUUUAAAUUGGAUGUUACGAAAACUUAACUGUCGCUGUCGUGUACAGAGGCCUAAUCCAGGCCGCCGAAACGCCAUAACGCCAGGCCAUCUAACUAAAGGGGGAAAAGCUCCAACUGUAACCGUCACGGACGUUGACGGAGACAGCGAUUCCGAGUAUAGACGCAACUCGGGAGAAAUGAUAUCGAUGAAAGAUUUUCUGCAAGCGAAUAAAAUAUCCCUGGCCAUGAUGCAGAAGGAACUUUACGAAACAUCACAGCGAGGUCACUCACACAAGCGUGAGGGUGGUUUGCAGGGUGGAGUGGGGCCAAUGGCCAUAUUAAAUCGUAAACUGGGCCAGGAAGAUCAUUUUGAUUCUGGAGUUUGACAGUGCUGUGAUAUGAAGAUAGGACAUCUUGGCCUUACCCGCGGUCUAACUACUACGUAUGCGUGGGUCUGAAUUUGUAAUCAAGCUGCGGCUAAAAUCGAAAUGUUGUCUUUUGUGAUCGAUUGAUUGAGGGAACAUGAUUACCGUUGUAUUAUUAAACCAUAACCUGCGUUUCCCAUCUAAUUAACAUAACUAACAUAAGGUCUCACAAUAUUGUGAAUGUUGAAUAUCUACAAGGAAUAUCAGUCGAAAAAUGAUUCAAUUAAACACUCGGCAUCCAUGGCAGAUAAUGUAAACGGAAUAUAGUAAAAACACGCCAUCUUCACACAAAAAUCUUGAUGGCCCUCUCUUGUAAUCGAUUGAAUCUAAGUCGAUAGAUGAUCUAUCGUUUAUAUUUUAGUUUUCUUAAUUUAAUGUAAAGUAAACAAUCCGUGUGCAUGUUAACGCGGAUUAAGCCGUGACAGAUUUGAUAUUUUCCGAAAAAUGACCACACAAAAAGAACAGAUUAGUAUCAUGUUUGGUCGUUUGUAAACCGGAUGUUAUGAAUGAUACGGUUCUGAAACUGUUCACCUAUUAUUUGGUUCCUGAUAUCAGAUUGGUUCCUGGUAUCAAACUAUCUCCAUGUUCACUCUCGAUCAUCUAACAAUAUGACCAAUUACAGACCAAUCUUAGUCAAUGGCGAGCUAAUAACGAAAAGGCGGAUGUUAUCUAAUAACGAAACUGCAGAUGUUAGCUAAUAACGAAACGGCGGAUGUUAGCUAAUAACGAAACUGCAGAUGUUAGCUAAAAACGAAAAAGUGGAUUGCAGCCCAACCUUAGCUAAUGACGAAGAAGUGGAUUGUAGGCAAGGCCAGAAUGAUAAACAAAAUAUUCAACGUCUGUGAUGAAUUUUAAAUUUAAUAAUUUAGCUUGAUUUGGUUGUUUCUUUGCUAAACAUUAUUUUAUUAUUUUCUAGAUAUUGUCUUCAUUUCUAUAUGAAAACAUUUUAUGUAUAAUCAACUUACUUCACAAAUAAACGACGACAAGGACAGCAACCCCGAAUAAAUUCAAAUAUAAAUCAAAAAAUAUAAUGUUUAAGACCACAUACAAUCAAAGGUUAAAUAUAAUGUUUAAGACCACAUACAAUCAAAGGUUAAAUAUAAAGUUUAAGACCACAUACAUACAAUCAAAGGUUAAAUAUAAUGUUUAAGACCACAUACAAUCAAAGGUUAAAUAUAAAGUUUAAGACCAUAUACAUUCAAAGGUCAAAUAUAUAGUUAAUGAUCACGCACAAUAUAAUUUAAAGGGCCAAUCCUGAUAAUAUUUUGGAGAAUAAAACUGCUUAAUUUUGUGUUAAAAUCCCUUAAAAUCCUCUACCUAAGAGCCGAGCAGCUAACUCAAUAUUUGUGAUACGUUUUCAAACAACUUAAACCCGCCCGUCUUUAUCUGGAAAUGGAGACCGGUGUCCAAACUGUAUUAUACAGUAUCUGGAUAAAACCAGACUUUUAUUUUAUAAAAAUAAUGUGUAGGUGAAAUUUACCCUUCGUUAUCAAGUACAGCACACGGGUCAUUCACUGUAUAGACCUCUAAAGAAACGGGUAUCGAUUAUCAGGUUGCCCAACAAAAAAUUGACCCGAAAUCUUAAAAGGGUUACGUGUCCGGAUAAGCAUUUUUGACUUUCAUGUCCAAACGACUUAAUAUUUUGAGCUGAAAUUUUGAGACAAGGUAAUGUCACCAUUUCUCUAUAUUUGGGCGUUUAAAUUUCAUACUUACUCGGACUUUUAUUUUUGAGAUUCUAUUCAAAUCGGGAUAGUCCCUUUAAGAUCACACUCAAUCAAACCUAUUGGUCAAUAAAUAAUAAAUAUCAAUUUUCUAUUGAUAGUUGAUUAUAAAAUCUGCUGAUGUUCUCGUGUAAUCAAUAUCAAAACAGGUUCUAUUCAUAAACAUCGGGGUCAAGGUGGUAUCUAACCUUGGGCCUUUGAGUGUAAAUUCAUAUCUGGAGAACUUAAAUGCAAUUGCGCGAUUAUUAUCAAUGAAGAAAAAAACCCAACAUUUGUUAGCUUUUUAACGCAUUGGCACUUUAAGUUGUCUUUACGAUUUUCUGCAAUAGGAAAUUGGCGUAACCCAUAGAUACGGUAUGCUCAUGUGAUUUCCGGUUUGACAACAAAUCAAAUAACCCCUCACUGAUUCUGCACCAAUCACAAGACAGAAUUAACAUUUCUACUUGUAAUAUUUUUGUUGUAAAGUCAUGCUAUAAUAAUAUUUUGAAUUUGAUAUUUUGAGAUACUAAGGAUGUAGAAUUUGGUCCAAGCAGCAGUUGCAAUUGUGUCUUAUUCGUUAACCAUGUAAAAUACUCGACGCCAGAACUUGUACCAUAAAUAAAUAUGUCACGUGUUAUGGUCGAGUCUAACAAAGAAAGAGAAAUGGGGUUUAACGUCCACUCGACACAAACUAGGUCAUUUCGGGACUAACAUAUGGUUCAAGUUUAUUUCUAUAAUCCGGAUGGCCCGGAGAAAAGACAUGAGGUUGGAAAUCGACCCUACUCCUUGUCACGUACAACCGGGGAAUCGAAACCACACCAUUUGAUUCAAUAACAGACCUUACGAUGCAGCGCGCACACGCUAACCAUUCGGCCAUCCAACCCCUCUGUAGAUUUUAACAAACGGAGCAUACAAUUUUCGAAGGUAGUGUAAGGCAGUCAGAGGAUCCGCACCCCGGAAUAUACCUCCUGUUGAUGCAGUGACAUUUAGAAAUAAACCCACUCCGCUAUCAGCCUAUCACCGACGUAUAAACACGACGUCAACCAGUCAAAGUAUGUCGUCGUAAUCACGUCGUGAACUUAACCCAGUUCGCAAUUAGCCAAUCCCGGACGUCCACCAGUAUGACGUAUUAACACGACGUCAACCAAUCAGAUUGUGUCGUCGUAAUUACGUUAUAAAUUGAUGCCCUUUUCUCCGACAAUCUAAACAAUUUCAAAUCAAAAUGUGACCUUAAAUAAAAUGUGAUUAGUAAUGUGAAACAAUUCCAGCAGAUGAAUAUAUAAACUUUCUGUUAAAAGUCUCAAUAGGAAAUGUUUUCACAAAUCUCUUGAAGCAUUGAUUAUCGCAGAAAAAUGCUUCGUCAUGUUGUUGUCAAGGGAAACGUUUAUUGCGAUCGAACGCAUCAAAUGGACACCGCUUUCAUUUUUCAUUUGAAACAAGAAUGUUAUUGUUCUUUAUGAGUUUAUUAAGAUUGAUAUGUUUAGAUACGGACCACGUGACAAGCUGUCAAUUUGUAAUAUAAAUAAAUGAUGUAGAUAUUUGUCUUAACGAUUUGUUUUUAAAGAUGCAUUAUGUGAGAGCUAAAUUGGCCUAUCGCAGGUCUUUCUUUUGGUUUCAAAUGUUCUAUAAACUUUUUUUUAGACAUUUAUUCACGCGACAUGCUUAUAAUCAACACUCUCGAACAUCAGGGGGUAUCACGGUGGCUAAGUUGGUAAGACGCUGGCUCGCUAGCCAGGAGGUCGGGUGUUCGAUCCCUGCAUUCGCCGAGAAAGCUCAUCCAGAUUUUCCAGCGAGGUUUCCCCUUGUCAGUGAUGCAGGGCGGAGGGCCUGGCAAGGACAGCUGUCUAGUCGUUCGGAUGGGACGAAAAAACGAGGUCCCGUGUACACAUUGGCGUACACGUAAAAGAUCCCUUGGCAGUUGGAAUUCGAUAUAAGAGUAGGCCGUAGUGCCGCUGCCCGGGCAAAAUUUCCCCCAUAGCACACUGUAAGGCGUAUGCCCGUCUUCAUUAGCCCAGUUUAGGAGCAGAACAGUAGGACAUUAAACCCUAAUUUCAUUUCUUCAUUUCUAGAACAUCAGAUGGCAAAGAUUGUAACGGAUUAAAAUACAGUCGCCAUUUACUGAUUUUAUUUAAAAAUGACGAAUUGAGGCUAAGUCUCCAAUUACAAGGACCGUUGUUUCCAUAAUAAACAAUCUAUGCCACGACCUGACAAAACUUCAAACAUUGAUAACUUCGCUCAGAAUGAAGUAAUUUUUAAUACAUUCAGUGUGAACGAUCCAUUUUCGAACCAUUGUAGUAAGAAUAACCAGCUCUUUAUUUAAAUCUUACAUAAUGUAUCUUUAAGAAUAUAAAAUGCAAUCACGUGACCACAAACAAUAUUUAUAUUAUAUUAUCAUUGAAUUGAUA
Patella vulgata (common limpet) is the source of this 6222-nucleotide messenger RNA. Its product is annotated as potassium channel subfamily K member 12. NCBI's taxonomy places the organism in Eukaryota, Metazoa, Mollusca, Gastropoda, Patellidae. Gene Ontology annotation, cellular component: membrane. The transcript has 2 exons. Gene Ontology annotation, biological process: potassium ion transmembrane transport; stabilization of membrane potential. The coding region runs from base 840 to 2078 and encodes 412 amino acids. The record is from RefSeq and is a predicted model, not a curated record. Gene Ontology annotation, molecular function: potassium ion leak channel activity.